Molecule: messenger RNA, 1554 nt
Organism: Scaptodrosophila lebanonensis
Lineage: Eukaryota; Metazoa; Arthropoda; Insecta; Diptera; Drosophilidae
Product: 4-coumarate--CoA ligase 1-like
Exons: 5
Coding region: 1-1554 (517 amino acids)
Biological process (GO): fatty-acyl-CoA biosynthetic process; long-chain fatty acid metabolic process
Molecular function (GO): long-chain fatty acid-CoA ligase activity
Source: RefSeq, a predicted model, not a curated record
AUGUUUGGAUAUCCUUCCAACACAAGUAUCGGCGAAAUUGUAUUUCAAGCUUUACAAAAAGAUCCAGAGAAAGUUGCGCAGAUAUCCGAUUCAGAGCAGACUACGCUAACAAAAAAAGAGUUAUUGCUGAAUGCGAUUCGUAUUGCCACUUAUUUACGCAAUGCUGGGAUAAGGCAAGACGACAUCGUUGGAAUCGUAGCUCAGAAUACGACGCACCUGUCAGCACUUACCUUUGCAUUGUUCUUCAAUGGUAUUGCUUACCAUUCACUUAACCCUGCCUUAGAAGAAGCCACAUUCCAAAAACUUUUAGACAUCACCAACCCAAAGAUCGUUUUUUGUAAUGCAGAAAACUAUGACCUAUUGGUCCGAACAAGCCGUAAAGCCAAAAUUAUAAUAAUGAAACCAGAGUUAUCCGGCGUUACGAGCAUGGAAGAUAUACUUCAAACACCCAUUGAUCUAAACAGUUUUAGGCCUUUAAAACUCCAGCAUGGGGUAUCGCAAACAUUGGCUAUUGUAAGUAGUUCUGGUACAACUGGCAUACCAAAAGCUGUAACCAUUAGUAACACCCAUAAAUUGUUUGAAACACUUGAUGUUUUGCCUAGCGAUAUCCAAUAUACUCCCAGCACGCUCGACUGGAUCUCUAGCUUAAUAACUCUCUUAACAUCAGUGGUGGUGGGCACAACACGGAUCAUUUCUGAACGUACUUUCGAUCCGCUCCAUCUAAUAGAAUUAGUCCAAAAAUACCAAAUCACUUGGCUUUUCCACUCGCCCUCGCAUAUCAACAUGCUUCUUAGUUGCUCCCAAAUUGCGCCCCACAAACUCGACUCUGUACGUCUAGUGCUUGUUGGAGGUGGCAAUAGUAAUGUAAGCACUCUUCAGAAACUUCAAACCCAACUGCGUCACGGCAUUCCUGUCAUUAUCUACGGUCUAACCGAGGCAGGAUCAGCUAUAACCGUUAAUAGCAACGCACUUGUGAAGCGCGGUUCUGUUGGAUGCCUCGUACCAGGCUUUCGCGUCAAGAUCAUCAACGAGGAUGGUUCCGCUUUGGGACCCGGGGAACAAGGGGAAAUAUGCUUCAAUAAUGGACAACCCUGGGCAGGCUAUGUAGGUAACCCAGAGGAAACAAUGCGAGUGCGGGAUGAUGAAGGGUGGAUACACACAGGUGACAUUGGCUACAUGGACAGCGAUCACUAUUUAUAUAUUGUUGAUCGCAAAAAAGAUUUGCUUAUGUACCGAGGCAUGAAAUAUUAUCCCCAAGAGAUCGAACAAAUCAUUGCAGAGAUUCCAGCUGUGAGUGAGGUUUGCGUUUUCGGCAUUUGGAGUGAACUCGAAAGUGAUGCAGCUGCAGCAGCCGUUGUUAAAAAUCAAAACUCCCAGCUAAGUGCCAGCGAAAUUUUAGACUUUGUAAAGUCAAAAAUCAGUGUGAAGUACAAGCACCUGAAUGGUGGGGUCUUCAUAGUAAAUGAAUUGCAAAAAUUACCGAAUGGCAAACUUAAUCGUCGGGCCAUAAAGGAGGCAUGUUUACGAACACAACAAAUAAAUUUGUAUACAUGA